Plectropomus leopardus (leopard coralgrouper) is the source of this 1363-nucleotide messenger RNA. NCBI's taxonomy places the organism in Eukaryota, Metazoa, Chordata, Actinopteri, Perciformes, Serranidae. The record is from RefSeq and is a predicted model, not a curated record.
UUUGAAUCGCCUGAAAUACCACCUCAUGCAAGCAUAAACCGUUUUCUUUUUUUUUUUCCACAGAUUCACAGAUUUCCAUUACGCAUAUGUUAUACUCGCAAUUUCAAUUUCUGCACUUUGAGGUCUUCACAGAAACCCGUCUACUGUCAGCGAUUCAGUAAAGAUUACUAACAUUGCUUCUAUCUGUCUUUUCUAGCUGGGAGAUCAUCGACUCCGGGCAGGACAGCCGGUCUGGGACUGGACCUCAGCUCAGCGACUCCCUCAAACUCUUCCUCCAGGAGAUGUCAGCUUUCAAACAGCAGAAUCCUGGCAAGUUUUGCCUGCUGGUUUGCAGUUUCUGCACCUUCUUCGCUGUCUUAGGACGCUACAUUCCAGGGAUUGUUAUCUCAUAUAUUCUAGUGCUGGGUGUUUUCUUGUGGCCUCUGAUUUCGUCUCACGAGGUUGGUUUGUGGCUGGAGCCAGUUCUGCAGAAGCUGGACUUUGGCAUCGGGGAGUUCAUUCAGAAAAUUAAGGAGAACCACGAGAAAAGGAUCUUGCAGGCUCAGACUGAGAAGGAAGGCAUCGAGUCGGACCUGUCCUCCAUGUUUCCCAAGGUUGGCUGAUCACCUCAGUCUAAUGAUUCCUCUGUUGACUGACAAGAUCCAGUUAAAGCUAAUUGAAAUUCAGUUCACAUGAUCCACAUCAGCAUCGAGGUCUGUGCCAAAGUGAACGCCAAAAGUUUUUGCUCUUCAAGCCGUAACAUCUGACUACAGAUUACAUUCACUGAGCGUGCUUCUCUUAAAAGGCUCUGAUGUCAGGAUUUCUUGAACUUAUAUUCAAAGGUCUGAAUUUGAUUUCUAUUCAAGGCCAAAGGUCUGGAACGAUUGAUGUCAAGGUGAUAAGUUUUCGCCCAGGCCACUCGCAGAGAGGCUUCAGCAGCUCUCUCUCUUGCUGUGUCGUAGAUUUCACAAACAACUUAAUUUGCUGAUUCAUGGGAAGAUUGUAACUGUUGAAGUUUUAUUGUCCUCACUUCUGUAUUUGGAGGAUAUUGCUGUUUGAAAUGCCCGUGCUUUUUGUCAUAGUGGCGUUUAACAUUUCCACUCUUCACAACUGUAACUGUCUCUGUGCAAAUCAAACUGCUGGAUUUGGGCAAAAUAAACGCAUAUUUCUCUGUCAACUCGUCUUUGAAAACUUGUGCAUUGACAAUAUAACGUACACUCACAGACAGGACAGAACGUGAACGUCCAUUAGACGUUCACUAACUUCAUAAUUUUGAACGGACGCUCGUUAGCCUUGAACUCUGACGUAACUUAAACAUCAUAUGCUUCCCGGCUGUCAACGUUGCCAUGGCAACAAUGUAAAACAGGAUAUGAUUACGUUUAAG